UGCUCCUAUGAUGCUGCUUGGCCUGCUGUGUUCAUCCAGUUCUACACCUUGUUAUCCCAUAUGCCCAGUGCGCGUUCGAAGGGAUCAUCGCUCUCAGGAAGGUGAAGAACAGAGUAAAUUUGGCACCAGCUGUAGCUCACACAGCCUGUGCUGAGACGCGCAGACGCAGUGGCGGCAGUCAGCUGGUGGUAAUGGCGGCCUCGGAAAGGAGUACCAAGGAGAAGCUUUUGGCUCUGCUGGACGAUCUGGAAGUGCUGUGUCGGGAAUUGAUUGAGCUGCUUGCACUAUCCAGAAACCAGAAAAUUGCACAACCAGGAGAGGAAAAUCAGAUCCUGGAUCUGUUGAUUCAGAAAGAUGGAGAAUUCCAAGAAAUAGUAAGAGUAGCAAUGGAACAAGGCAAAAUCCAAGAGGAAAUGCAUCUUCUGGAGAAAGAGGUGGAAAAAAGAGAUGGUGACAUCCAGCAGUUACAGAAACAGCUCAAAGAGGCGGAACACAUAUUGGCGACUGCUGUGUAUCAAGCCAAAGAGAAAUUAAAAUCGAUAGAGAAAGCAAGGAAAGGUGCCAUCUCAUCUGAAGAGCUUAUUAAAUAUGCACAUAGGAUAAGUGCUAGUAAUGCUGUAGCAGCCCCAUUGACGUGGGUUCCAGGUGAUCCACGGAGACCUUACCCUACUGAUCUGGAAAUGAGGAGUGGUCUUUUGGGACAGCAAAGCAACCUUUCUACCAAUGGCGUGAAUGGACAUUUACCUGGGGAUGCAUUAGCUGCAGGCAGAUUACCAGAUGUACUUGCACCUCAAUACCCAUGGCAGUCAAAUGACAUGUCUCUCAACCUAUUGCCUCCAAACCACAGCAAUGAUUUUAUGCUGGAGCCUCCUGGACAUAACAAAGAGAAUGAAGAUGAUGUGGAAGUUAUGUCAACUGAUUCUUCAAGCAGUAGUAGUGACUCUGAUUGAAACCAAGAGAACAUGUCUUUUUCUGUUCAAUGUUUGGACUUAUAGCAUUGGAAAUUCAUUUUCUUUCCACUGCUCUUCUACUCCUUUCUACCCAAUACUGUUGAUGCUGACCUGGUAGGAACACAUCAAGAAAGUGUACUUUGAUGAACAUGGAUAAAACUUUGCUUUAAAAACAGAAAA
Molecule: messenger RNA, 1130 nt
Organism: Rhincodon typus (whale shark)
Lineage: Eukaryota; Metazoa; Chordata; Chondrichthyes; Orectolobiformes; Rhincodontidae
Gene: med4
Product: mediator complex subunit 4
Exons: 8
Coding region: 192-950 (252 amino acids)
Biological process (GO): regulation of transcription by RNA polymerase II
Cellular component (GO): core mediator complex; mediator complex
Molecular function (GO): transcription coregulator activity
Source: RefSeq, a predicted model, not a curated record